AUGAUUGUUGAAGCGCCAUUGUAUUGGAACGAAGACGCUGAACGUUUUUUUGUUACCGGUCAAGUGAUUAAUUUACCUGCUAUUGCAAUUACUAUUGUAAUUACAAUUCUUCUUAUGAUUCGAAUUCGCCAAACAGCUAUAUAUGUCAAUCCCAAUAAUUAUCAUCCACUUUUUCUACCCAAUAAAGGUUCGUUUAGUGAAUAUGGAGUAACAGGCAUGCUACAAGCCUGUACUUAUGUUUUCUUUGCAUAUGUGGGUUUUGAUUCAGUUUCAACAGUUGCACAAGAAGCGAAGUCAUCACAAAGAUCGCUGCCAAUUGCCAUUAUUGGGUCAACAGUUGUUUCACUAUUACUUUAUAUUGGAAUAUGUACUGUCAUGGUUGGACUAGUUCCAUACGACAAAUUAAAUUCAGAUAGUCCUCUUUCUCAAGCAAUAAAAGCUACACCUUACGGUAUUUGGUUAUCAAUCCUUAUGGACUUGGGUGCUAUCGCUAGUCUCACAACUGUAGCAUUAAUUGUAAUGCUCUCACAAACUCGACUAUUUUAUGCAAUGGCUCAUGAUGGCUUGCUACCACCAAUCUUUGCUAGAAUUCAUUCUCAGACAACAACUCCAUGGGCUUCUAUAUUAAUUUGCGGUGUAUUUUGUGCUAUUUUUUCGGGUAUCUGUCCAGUAGAUAUUCUUGGUGAAACAACUUCAAUUAGUGCCCUAGUUACAUAUAUUUUCGUGCAUAUUACGGUUAUAGUCAUGCGCUAUACACAUAGAGAUAUGCAACGAUCAUUUCAAGUGCCAUUUGGUUCAUGGCUGAUUCCGACUAUAGGUACUUUACUUUGUAUACUUCUUAUGAAAGGUAUAACAAAAGCAACAGGUUUUCGAUUCCUUGUGUGGACAGCAUUAGGUCAAAUUAUUUAUUUUUCCUAUGGUUUUUGGCAUUCUAAACAACGAAAAUUAUUAAGAAAUGAAUUAAAUUUAAGUACGAUCGACCUUGUCCCAACUAUUUCAAGUGCUGUGGAACAACGUAUGGAAAAUGGGUUUUAA
Messenger RNA from Rotaria sp. Silwood2, 1035 nucleotides. Lineage: Eukaryota; Metazoa; Rotifera; Eurotatoria; Philodinida; Philodinidae. The record is from the annotation of a GenBank genome assembly.